ACGAAUUGUUCCAACACUGAGUGUACCGGUGGAGAGUUGAUGAAUGAUAAAAAUCUUGCUGUGAGAUGGUACAGAUUUAACAGUUCCGGAGGAUGGAAGAUUCCCGAGACGGUCGUUCCACAGUAUCGCUGCUCCGGGAAGAAACCAGGCUGGUUAAACGGUCCCCAUCCCAACGUGGGAGAGGGGGAGGUGACCAGGACCGUCUGCUUCAGCAAGGAUGAAAAACCCUGUGAGAAGAACCAGGAGAUCAGGGUGAAAAACUGCUCUGGUUAUUUUGUGUAUCGGCUGUGGCCGACACCCGGGAAUGAUGCUGUGUACUGUACAGCUAAUAAAAGCCUAAUGUUCACCUUCCGUCUGCGAGAGUUAUUGAUGGUGCAUCAGGCGCCAACAGUAACGACCUAA
Messenger RNA from Hypanus sabinus (Atlantic stingray), 402 nucleotides. Its product is annotated as pancreatic secretory granule membrane major glycoprotein GP2-like. The transcript is spliced from 4 exons. The record is from RefSeq and is a predicted model, not a curated record. Bases 40 to 402 code for a protein of 120 amino acids. NCBI's taxonomy places the organism in Eukaryota, Metazoa, Chordata, Chondrichthyes, Myliobatiformes, Dasyatidae.